AAGGAAGAAUAAGAAGCCAGUUGUCAGGUCUUGUCUUAGAGUUGUAUUACUAAAAUGUAGAGUGACUAUAACCAUAAUGUUAAGAUAUUGUUUGAAAGUUUACCAGCAUAUUUACUACCGAGACUUUCUCAGGAUGCAUACUUCAGUAAACCUCCCAAAGGUUCCAUCACAGCACAAUCUAGUCUGGAUAGAUAUGGAAAUGAGCGGAUUGGACGUAGAGAAUGACCGAAUCCUUGAGAUUGCUUGCACAAUAACAAACAAAAAUUUGGAAUGUUUAGAGCCCGGACUAAACUUUGUCAUCCACCAACCCGAAGCAAUAUUGCAGUCGAUGAAUGAUUGGUGUAAACAGAACCACGGAAAAACGGGCCUCACACAGGCUGUGCGAGACUCUAAAAUUAGUUUGGCUGAAGCAGAGCAGACUGUUCUAGAAUUAGUGCGAAAACACUGUCCAGAAAAGGCAUGUCCACUGGCAGGAAACUCGGUGUAUAUGGACAGAAUGUUCCUCAAUCGGUAUAUGCCCCGCCUGAACGAGUUUUUACAUUAUCGCGUUGUUGACGUUAGUUCGAUAAAGGAAUUGUGUAAACGUUGGAAUGGAGCCAUAUUUAGUCGUGUUCCUUCGAAACAGUUAAGUCAUCGUGCUCUAGAAGACAUACAGGAAAGUAUCGAAGAGUUAAAGUACUAUAAACAACAUAUGUUUCGAGGGAAUUAUUCUUAGAAAAUAUUAGCUAGUUAGAUUUUUUGAGAUUACGUAAAUAAACAUUUGUAAAUAACAAAAAAUAGGUUCAACGUAAACAUUUCAAAAGGGCCAAUGACAGAUUCUCGUUUAUUUUCUCUUUCGAUUGUUUUUGCCUUACUUUUCAUUACUAAUAAGAAAUUAAAAAAAAAGUAUUCUACUCGAAUAAUUAUACCGUGAAAAUAAUGGGUUCUUAACAGAAGAGAAAAUAAACUAGAGAAACUCUUAUUUGUUCGUGAAAUGUUCUCAUCGAGUUGUUGAAAUAAAAAUUAAAUAAA
Molecule: messenger RNA, 1011 nt
Organism: Malaya genurostris
Lineage: Eukaryota; Metazoa; Arthropoda; Insecta; Diptera; Culicidae
Product: oligoribonuclease
Exons: 2
Coding region: 77-715 (212 amino acids)
Cellular component (GO): mitochondrion
Molecular function (GO): nucleic acid binding; 3'-5'-RNA exonuclease activity
Source: RefSeq, a predicted model, not a curated record